AUGGCUCCAGUUGGAGACAGAACACAACAACCCCAUGUAGUUUGUGUCCCCUACCCUUCACAAGGGCAUGUUAGCCCUAUGAUGCAAUUAGCCAAGCUCCUACACUCAAAGGGCUUUCACAUAACCUUUGUCAACUCUGAGUUCAACCACAGGCGCCUCAUCAGGUCUCAAGGGCACCCAUCAUCCCUUGUCGGCUUACCUGGCUUUAGAUUUGAGGCCAUACCAGAUGGGCUUCCACCAUCUGACAAAGAUGCUACCCAAGAUGUUCCUGCACUCAGUGAUUCCAUCAGAAAAAACUGUCUUAGUCCCUUCAAAGAGCUUCUAGUUAAGCUUGGUGAAUUGUCUGAAGUGCCCCCAGUUACUUGCGUAAUUUCAGAUGGGGUCAUGGGGUUUGGGAGCAGAGCUGCUGUGGAAUUGGGCAUUCCAGAGGUUCAGUUUUGGACUGCCUCUGCUUGUGGCUUCAUGGGUUACUUGCAGUAUAGCGAACUCCUAAAAAGAGGCUUGGUUCCAUUCAAAG
Prunus avium (sweet cherry) is the source of this 517-nucleotide messenger RNA. Lineage: Eukaryota; Viridiplantae; Streptophyta; Magnoliopsida; Rosales; Rosaceae. The record is from RefSeq and is a predicted model, not a curated record.